Varanus komodoensis (Komodo dragon) is the source of this 11395-nucleotide messenger RNA. RefSeq names its product helicase with zinc finger (gene HELZ). NCBI's taxonomy places the organism in Eukaryota, Metazoa, Chordata, Lepidosauria, Squamata, Varanidae. Gene Ontology annotation, molecular function: helicase activity; metal ion binding. The transcript is spliced from 31 exons. The coding region runs from base 3083 to 8920 and encodes 1945 amino acids. Gene Ontology annotation, biological process: regulatory ncRNA-mediated post-transcriptional gene silencing. Gene Ontology annotation, cellular component: P granule; cytosol. The record is from RefSeq and is a predicted model, not a curated record.
CAAAUUGCAUUUGUAGGGUUAAUCCAAAAUGAAAUUAAGUCUGUUUAUAUUUGCAGAUUUUCUUCCCACAGAGUACACUGCUGGGGGAUGACCUGCUUCAGUGGUGUUUGUGUGUCAACACCACCUAACUAACAUUCAGUAUUAGCUAAAGCUUUAUUAUGUCCCCUGGAGUGCUCUUUAAGAAUAUAAGUGGAAAAAAGUACUCUUCUCCCACGGUACACACCCAAUGUAUUUCUUUGGGGGUGUGAAAUUUGCUGUCUCCUUUGGACAGCUGAAAUAACAAGCACUAGCUUACCAUGCAGUAUAUAUGUAUUGCUACUUUUACAAAGUGCCAGUGUGAAAAGUGGAAGAGCUCUUGAAAGUUGCUGAGCUUAAUUUCCAAGAUAUUUUUAACAUGACACACAGCUGUACAGUGACCGUAUUGGUCCUAGAGAAUAAAUUUAGUCCUAAACCACAAUAUCUAUAUAUGGUUGUUCUUUGCAAGAGAAACCUUCCACAGUAUACCUCCUUAUUCUCGGCAUCUAGAAAGUAGGGUCUGUAACAUGUCCCCUCCCCAUGACGGGAACAAAUACAUCAAAGAGUAAAGCAUCUUAGAACAGUGGUCAAAGGAGAAUUUUGUCUUUUGAGGAUUUGUGUGUGUUCUGUAGUACAAAAUGUUGAGCAGAUGUGAAUGCUUUUCUUUUGCUUCAGUAGUGCAAUGACAUAUGGUAUUUAAAAUGUGAAUCCAUCAGAAGAUGAACUGCCAAUCCCAUUAUUUCAACUGUGGUUUUUUGAAGGAUUUUUUCAAUUUAAUAUGGAAAAAACUGAUGUUGCUUUCUGAGCUCUGUCAGAAAUGUGCUAGGUUCAAUUUGAAUGGACCCAAGUUUGUGGGCUAUGGAAAAUGUUAUUCCUUCUCCUCUGCAACCUUUCAUAUGAAUUGCUGUUAAAUCAAAGAGAUAACACUUUAACAAUCUAUGAAUUAAUAGUGAGUAGUCAUGCUAAUGCCUUGAACUGUAGAGCAGGCUGUAAAAAGUAAUUGCUAAAGUUUCAUGUGGCAAUGGUUUGUGGAUCUCUUCUAAUGGUUUUCAGAAAACCUUUUCUUUAGAGAUUCAUUUCCAAGCAUUUUUACAUCACUCACCAUUCAAAACAAAUUAAGAGCUUAGGCAUUGAUUUAAACUGUUUUAAGAUUAUAAAGAUUUGUUCAAAUUUCAUUGCCAUGUCCUGGAAAUGUUACAAAUGUCAUCUGAAAGCUGACCAUGACAGAAGGUCUCAAAAUCUAUUUUGUAAGCUAAUUUGAACAUUAUGGAGCAAAUAGUGUUUUUAUAUGCAAGGUGAACCUCUACCAGUCCAGAGAAACAAAAUAUUUAUAGAAUGAGAGCAACUUUUAAUAGGACAUUGGAUGACGAGGACAGCAAAGAGAGAGCUAAAUUAGUUUCUCUUGACAGAAAAUUCCAAAGCCUGGGAACAGCUACCAAGAAGUUUGUCUCAUGCAUUUCUAUAGGUGGUGGCACCAAGAUAAGGAUCUCCCCUAGAGACAGAACACCCCCCCCCCCACACACACACACACACACACUCAUGCAGAGUAUAUGGGAGAAGAUGACCUUUCAGAUAGUCUGGUCCCAAGCCAGGUAGUUAACAGUCUGGUCAGAGAAUUCUGGAUAAGCUGAAGUUUCCGAGCAAUUUUCAGAGGUAGGCCUUUCUAGAGUGUUUUACAGUAGUCCAAACAAAGUGGGUAGACACAACACAUAUUCCUGUGAACAUGGUUGAAAUUGGGAGUAUGAGGGCUGUGGAGGCCCUCUGUCAGUUUCUAGGAGAUCAGGACAUUUUUUCAAAUCCACGUAAGAACAAAGUAGAAUGCAUGUAAAAAAUAAUGCACUUUUCAUUAGUUUCUAGAAUGCUGAUCUAAAAGGGGACUUCUGCUAAAAAUGGAGUUAAGCAUAAGAUACUGAGUUUACUGGGUUGAUUACUGAACUUAAAGCAUUAAUUUCUCUUUUGGGACAAUUUUAAUAGUUGAGGUCCAGAAUCAAAGGGACAUAAUUUUUUGUUCACCUAUAUAGAUUGUGGAAUAUUACUGUCAUAGAAAGUAACUGAAAGCUUAAAGUGGCACACAUGCCCUUCUGUAUAUCAUUAAAGCAUUUUUACUGAGACAUUGAUAAAUCAACAUUUAUUUAAUUCUAAUUAGUUUUAAAUUAGCUCAUGGCCCUAAAAAUGUACCACUGCAAUAUAAAUUCCUUAUAAAAUAUGCUUACAACCUAUAGCAUAGGAGAACAAGAGAGUUGACAAAAAAACGCUGAUGAAACCAGGUUUAUUUUUUCGUUUUAGUUAGACUAGUUAUUAUUCAACUAAAUCUAUUCUUGGUCAAGCAUUGAUUGGUCAAGACAAGGGUGAAAACUUGUCUGCCUGCUUUGUUGACAUUGCAUAAUAUCUAGCAGUUUCUCAUCUAGUGUGAGAGGUUGAAGGGUGCUAAUCCAUGUACUGAGAUUUUGGAGGCUAUCUUGCCCUGGGCAAGUUCCCCAGCUGCACCCUGCUGUAGCCCAAAUACCUUUCCUUCCCUCUCUCUUUCUUUCUGGGGCUUCUGUCUUAAAUUCUCAGAUACCUAACUGGAAGGGUCAAUAUUGUUGAGAGUUAAUACUCAAAGGAAGAGAGAUGCUCAGCUCUGUUUAGAAUGGUGGGCAGCUGCAGUGUACUGAGUCAGACCCUUGGCCCAUCUAGACCUGCACUGUCCACUCUGAGCAGCAUGGCUCUCCAGGGUUUCAGGCAGGCUUCCUUCCCAGCCUUUCUGAAGGAGCCGGGGAUUGGCCUGGGAAUCUUCUGUUUGCAAGGCAUGUGCUUUACAUUGAUGCUUUGCAGCCUUUUCUCAAGAAAGGGCAUAGUGAAGAACUAGAUUAAAAAAUCUUGCAUCAGUCCAAAGACGUUAGUUACUGAAAGCAACAAAUUAAUCUUGCAUAAUUAACCUCAAGUUUGUCGCAGAGAAAUCAAAUUGAAAAUAUAUGAAUCUGUUGGGUGAGGUUGAGGUCUAAAAAUUUCCACAGGUGCAAGGGUGAAUGACCCCCUAACUCUGGAUGACCAUCCCAACUAAAUUAAGGAUUUCUGUCGCUGAGUCAUGGCAGACAGAAGACCAGAGAAGUCAUGUGAACAAGCAUGUGAAUCACUCAGACAGCAGGAUUAUGAAGUGGCUGUGAAGCACUGCACGGAGGCCCUUUUUUCCCUCAGCCAGUACCCUCCCACUCACUUCCCAGACGCAUGCCAGGCUGAAAUCGACCGCAUCAAAAUUGAGAGCCUUCUCUAUAGAAUCGCUUCUUCUUUGCAACUUAAAAACUAUGGGAAAGCAGAUGAGGACUGUAGGCAUGUACUGGGAGAAGGACUGGACAGGGAAGGUGACACUUUCCGUGCAGUGCUUUGCUGCAUGCAUCUUAAAGGGAAUCUACAGGUUGUAUCUAACGUGCUUUCUAAGUCACUGAUGGGCGAAUCACUGAAUGGGAUGGUAACUAAAGAUCUGACAAGACUGAAAACACUUCUCAUUGAAACGGAGGCAGCAGCUGGUAAAGUUCCCUCAAUAUACCAUGCAGAAGAGUUGGAAGAAGGAUCUGAGGAUGGCUGGCAAUUUCGCCCCCCACCCAGGGGAGUUACAAGUAGUGAGGAGUACACAUUAUGCAAAAGAUUUUUAGAACAAGGAAUCUGCAGGUAUGGUGCACAGUGUACUUCGGCACAUUCCCAGGAAGAGUUAACAGAAUGGCAGAAAAGAUAUGCAUCCCGCUUGAUAAGGUUAAAACAGCAGAAGGAAAGUAAACAAUGUCUGGGAAGUUACAUGGAAUCCUUGAUUGAAAAAUGGAUGAAUUCUUUAUCUCCUGAGAAAGUGCUUAGUGAAUGCCUAGAUGGUGUGAGAGUUGAGCAUAACCCUGAACUGUCACUUACUGUCACCACCAAAAAAUCACAACAGAUGUGGACAUUUGCUCUCUCAUGUAAGCCUGCAAGAAUGUUGUAUCGAGUGGCGCUGCUUUACGAUGCUCAUCGUCCCCAUUUCAGUAUCACGGCAAUAUCUGCUGGAGAUAGUGCUACCCAGGUAUCACAAGAAGUCCCAGAAAACUGCCAGGAAUGGAUAGGAGGAAAGAUGGCGCAGAAUGGAUUAGACCACUCUGUGUACAAAAUCAGCAUAGCCUUUAGCACAGAAAUCUUUGGGACGUUUCGCCAAACUGUGGUGUUUGAUUUUGGGACUGAGCCGGUUUUGAUGCAACGAGUAAUGAUUGAUGCUGCUUCCACAGAAGAUCUUGAAUAUCGAAUGAAUGCACGGCAACAACUGUUAACUACAGCCAAGCGUUGGGAUUCCACUUCUAAGACGAUUGUAGAAUUUGAGCCAAAUGAGACUACUGAAUUGGAUAAGAGCCUUCUGAUCAGAUACCAAAUUCCGCUGUCUGCUGACCAGCUAUUUACACAGUCAGUCUUGGACAAAUCAUUGACCAAGAAUAACUAUCAGUCACGAUUGCAUGACCUCCUUUAUAUUGAAGAAAUAGCACAAUAUAAAGAAGUCAGCAAGUUCAACAUAAAAGUGCAAUUGCAGAUUGUAGCAAGCUUCAUGCUCACCGGUGUUUCUGGAGGUGCAAAAUAUGCCCAAAAUGGACAGCUUUUUGGACGAUUUAAGCUCACAGAAACGCUUUCUGAGGACACUUUGGCAGGGCGACUGGUGAUGACCAAAGUCAAUGCUGUUUAUUUAUUGCCAGUCACUAAAGAGAAGUCAGUACUUACCCAAGGAACCAAAGAGAAGGUCUAUGAAGCAGCUAUUGAGGAAAAAACAAAGGAGUAUAUCUUUUUGAGAAUAUCCAGGGAAUGCUGUGAAGAACUUAAUCUUCGAGCAGAUUGUGAAAUGCAGGUUGAACUUCAGUUUCAGUUAAACCGCUUACCCCUCUGUGAAAUGCAUUAUGCCUUGGACAGAAUCAAGGACAACAGUAUUCUCUUUCCAGAUGUCAGCAUGAUUCCCACAAUACCUUGGAGUCCCAACAGACAGUGGGAUGAGCAAUUGGAUCCUAGGCUCAAUGCAAAGCAGAAAGAGGCUGUUCUGGCUAUCACAACUCCACUUUCAAUACAGUUGCCUCCUGUGCUUAUCAUCGGUCCCUAUGGGACAGGCAAAACCUUCACUUUGGCUCAGGCAGUCAAGCACAUACUCCAACAGCAGGAUACUAGGAUUCUCAUUUGCACCCAUUCUAAUAGUGCUGCUGAUCUCUACAUAAAGGAUUAUUUACAUCCAUAUGUAGAAGCAGGCAAUCCCCAGGCAAGACCUCUCAGGGUAUAUUUCAGAAAUCGCUGGGUAAAAACUGUCCACCCAGUUGUGCAUCAGUACUGUUUGAUUUCAAGCACACAUUCCACCUUUCAGAUGCCACAAAAAGAAGACAUUCUUAAACAACGAGUAGUAGUAGUUACUUUGAAUACAUCACAAUAUCUAUGUCAACUGGAUCUUGAACCUGGUUUUUUUACACAUAUUCUGUUAGAUGAAGCUGCACAAGCAAUGGAGUGUGAGACGAUCAUGCCUCUAGCACUAGCAAAUAAAAAUACAAGAAUUGUCUUGGCUGGAGACCAUAUGCAACUUAGUCCUUUUGUCUAUAGUGAAUUUGCCAGAGAAAGAAAUCUUCAUGUUUCAUUACUGGAUCGACUCUAUGAACAUUACCCUGCAGAAUUUCCAUGCAGGAUCUUACUGUGUGAGAACUAUCGCUCCCAUGAAGCUAUCAUCAACUAUACUUCUGAACUUUUCUAUGAGGGCAAGUUGAUGGCAAGUGGAAAACAGCCAGCACACAAAGAUUUCUACCCUCUGACUUUCUUCACAGCACGAGGAGAAGAUGUGCAAGAAAAAAACAGUACUGCUUUUUACAACAAUGCAGAGGUGUUUGAAGUAGUGGAACGUGUUGAAGAACUGAGGAGAAAGUGGCCAGUCGCCUGGGGAAAAUUGGAUGAUGGCAGCAUAGGUGUGGUAACACCAUAUGCUGAUCAAGUGUUCCGAAUUCGAGCAGAGCUUCGGAAAAAAAGAUUGUCUGAUGUCAGUGUUGAGAGAGUGCUAAAUGUUCAGGGAAAACAGUUUCGAGUGUUGUUUCUCAGCACAGUACGAACACGGCAUACAUGCAAACACAAGCAAACACCUAUAAAACGGAAGGAACAUUUAUUGGAAGAUUCAACAGAAGACUUGGAUUAUGGUUUUCUGUCCAAUUACAAGCUUCUCAACACAGCUAUUACAAGAGCCCAGUCCCUAGUAGCUGUCGUGGGAGACCCUAUUGCUUUAUGUUCCAUUGGAAGAUGCAGGAAAUUUUGGGAAAGGUUUAUUGCCUUAUGUCAUGAUAAUGAAAGUCUUCAUGGUAUCACGUUUGAGCAAAUCAAAGCUCAGUUAGAAGCUUUAGAAUUAAAGAAAACCUAUGUGUUGAAUCCACUGGCUCCUGAGUUUAUUCCACGGGCUCUGCGACAGCAGCAUUCAUCAAAUGCCAGUAAAUCACAGCAGUCUCCACCAAAGGUGAAGGGUCAUCAUCAUAGUCAAAGUGACCAUUUUCAGAGUGAUGGAAUUGUUCAGCCUAAUCCUUCCGUCUUAAUUGGAAAUCCUAUCAGAGCAUAUACUCCUCCACCUCCACCUGCACCACCUCCUGGGCCUCAUCCCAACCUUGGGAAAUCUCCUAGUCCUGUUCAAAGAAUUGAUCCUCACACUGGGACAAGCAUUCUUUAUGUACCUGCUGUUUACGGAGGAAAUAUGGUCAUGUCUGUGCCUUUGCCAGUACCAUGGACAGGGUAUCAGAGUAGGUUCGCAGUUGAUCCUCGAGUCAUUACUCAUCAAGCAGCCAUGGCAUAUAAUGUAAAUCUAUUACAAGCACAUGGGCGUGGAUCUCCUAUCCCCUAUGGUCUUGGACAUCAUUCACCAGUUAGCGUAGGACAACAGCAGCAGCAGCAGCUUCAGCAUUCAGAGAAAGAGCAACUUGAACAAAAUCGAAACAGCAAAAAUGAUCCUGGCGUUGGACCUGAAAUCAGUAAAAUUCGGACACCUGAGAAAAAGCCUAUGGAAGUCAAACAGGUUGACUUAGAAGCAAAUCCCCAAAAUAGAAGCCCGGAAUCACGUUCCAGCACAACUUUUCCCAGUUCUAAAUUUCACCGUAAAGAUAACCUUAACCCCAGGCAGCUGAAUCUUCAUCUCACCCCUCCUCAUGCUCAGUAUGCUGUUCCUAAUCGCCAUUUUCAGCACCUGUCUCAAAUUCCAAGGCAGCCAUAUCCUGUACAACAGCAGCAAAACCUCUUAAGUCAUCAACAAAACCAUUUGCCUGAACAGCAAAACCAAAUGCAUCCACAACAAAGCCAGAUAGUCCAGCAGCAUAAUCAUUUAAAUCAGCAGCCGCAGCCAUCUUCACAGCUUUCCCCUGCCUAUCAAACAGGCCCCAAUCAAUCUUUCUUUAAAAACCCUGUGCCACCCAGGCCUCAUUCCCCCAGUGUAGAUGGUGUGAUUUCAGAGCAGCAUCCUCCAUCUCUCUUACAAGAGGUCAGUAACCCCCUGAGACCCAUUGCACAGCACAACCCAAUGAUGCCAUCCCACUUGAACCACUUCGUGGAAGAGAAUCCUCCAGGGAUGCCUACAGGAGAACCAUUAGAUCGUAUUCAUGGAAAUUUAGCUUUGGAAACCCUAAGGCAACAGCAGGCAAGAUUGCAGCAGUGGAACGAGCAUAACGCCUAUCUCAGUCAGGGCAAUAUUCCUUACUCUCAUCAUCAUCAUCAUCACCCUCACUUGACCCACCUUUCUCAGCAGCCAAUUGGUCUGCAUCAACAGCCAGUUAGGGCAAACUGGAAACUUGCCAGCAAUGUAGAAGAAGAACCUGAAGCAACAUAUUCGAGGUUCCAGGAUUUUCUCCGAGAACUAUCACAUCGUGAACAAAAUGAAAGCAGGGACCUAGUUGAAAUGCCACCACCUCAGUCAAGACUUUUGCAAUACAGACAAGUUCAGCCCAGAAGCCCACCAGCACUCCCCUCCCCUUCCUGCAGUUCAAACCACAGUGGCCAUUUUCCUAACUUUGAGAAUAGAAAUAUUGAAAUAUCCAACAACCCAGCAUUUCAGCAGCAUUUGCCUCAAAUGUACAAUCCCCCUUUUUCAAUGCCAUCAGAACACAUAGCUGCACCUUCUUUGAAAUAUCUGCAAUCCGAUGGAUCAUGGACCUAUGCUAACAUACACCAGAGUCAUCUAAUGGGGCAAGGCUUUCAUUAUGGUAUACCUCCAUUGCCUCAUAGAUCACAGCAGAACCCUUUUAUACAAAUACAAAAUCAUCAGCACAUGGUUGGUCAGGAACCAUUUCACCCCCUCACAUCACGAGCAGUAUCUGCUUCUUCGCUGCACAGCUUAGAAGAGUAUGAACCAAGAGGACCAGGCAGGCCGUUGUACCAAAGAAGAAUUUCAUCUAGUUCAGCCCAGGCUUGUUCUGAAGAUGUAAACGCUCCUCAAGAUAGCCUUGGACAGUGUAAAGAGCUUCAGGACCAUAGUAACCCAUCCUCUUUCAAUUAUUCACCCCCAGAAUUGUGGGUAAAUACCACCUCAUCAGCCCCAUAUCAGAACAUUCCAUGCAAUGGAUCCAAUAGAGCAGGCCAGCCAAGAGAGCUGUUGGUUCCAGCGAAGACGGUCAAACCCCAGGAGGAACAGAUGAAAGCUGAAAGCAUCCAGAUGUCCAAUUCUUUUAAUUACAACAUGCUGCAGCAUCUUGGCCAGUUCCCGCCCCUCAUGCCCAACAAGCAGAUUGUUGAAUCCCACAGCAACAGCCAGCUGAGCACCGGGGUGAACAAGCCUGCCAUGUCCUACGCAAGUGCUCUGAGGGCUCCACCAAAGCCCAAGCCCGCUCCUGAGCAGGCAAAAAAGAAUAGUGACCCUUUGUCUUUGUUUCAGGAACUUAGUCUAGGUAGUUCAUCAGGUAGCAAUGGCUUUUACUCCUAUUUUAAAUAAUCAGAAUAUUUUUGUAGAGAAUUUUUAAUUUCUAUUCGUGUCAGUAGUUUUAAGAUAGUUGGGGCUUCCCCUGCAGUUGCCACCAUAUUUCUUUGUUUAUAUUAGUGAAUAUAUCUUGGUUUAAUUGCUUUGCUGCUAGACUUGAAGCUAACCUUUAUAAAUUAUAUUCCAUCUUCUUACUUUUUUUCCCUUUUGAUGUGGGUCAGAGAUUUGAGAAAAAAAUCCCUAGAAAAAUACACUUAAAAAUUAUGUAACUUUAUAUAUGUGUUGCAUUAAAGCUAGCAGCUGAAGAGUUAACUGUGCAACUUAAAAAAAAUAAAACAUUAAAAAAGUUGUCAAAAUUGUAUUUAAAAAUGUAAGUAGCAUUUACAUUUAUUCAAUAACAUUUAGCAUAUUAUGCUGGAUUUCUGUACCAGAAAUGUCCAGUUAAUGUACAAAUGUAUGUUACGUCUGCUUAAAUUGUUUAUUUUUUUUUAAAUAAAAGUGCAGCAUCUUCUAAUUACUUUCAGUUUUAUCAGCUUUCUGUAAAUGGAUGCUGCAUUCUAAGACUUUUAUAGUUUUAGAACCUGUAUGAUGUGGUAUAGUAAUCUUCUUUGACUCUAGGAUAAAGUGAAGACCUACUUGCAAAUCCACGUACCAUUGUUUUUAACAUUUCAGAGUUAAAAAAGCAGUGGUCAGUAUAAAAAGGAAAAAAGUAAACAUUUUAUUUUUGGACAAGCUGCUAAUUUUAGCUUGUUGGAAAGAUUAAUUUGAUAGGUUUGUACACAAGUAUCAUGAAAUUAAAAACAAAUUUUUCGCUAUGUUGGGUGCUUUGUAGUUUAAUAACUAUUUAAAAGAAACAAUUGAGUGAAUUUAGUAAAAUAUUUGGUCCUCCUCCCAACUAUGCAUGUGUAAAUGCUUGUAAUCUGGUUUCUUCCCCUCUGGCUUCUCUAGUGGUAUAAAGAAUGGUGCCGCUUUAAGUUCUUCCCCCCCACCCCACCAGUAAAACCUUUUGGUACGUUAUUUGAUGUUUACAUUAAAUGUGACAUUAUACACAGAUAUUCAAAUAUUUUGCUAACUGUUUUGUUUGAGGAACAUCAUUAAACAAGAUUUUUAUGUUUGUCAAAGCUGUAUCCAAAUUAAUCCACAGUUUUGGGGAGUCGAGUUGUGGGGAAGGGAGGGGGAGGAGAUGUGUUCUACCCAGUUGUUUUUAUCUUUGUAUGUUCUGCUAAGGUUUUCCACAAUCUUGGUCUUUUACCACUAUAUAUUGAAAGUGAAAUCUAUAAAGAAUUAUACAGCAAUAUGUAACAAAAUUUUGGAAAAAAACAUUUUAGGGUAACGUUUACCUUUCAGGUUGUGGUCUUGUACACUGUUCAUACUUUUGAAGUAAGGGAUGUAUCUUUUAUAGCUUCUAUAGAGGCACGUGUCCUCCUUUACACUUGAAAAGAUCUCUUUGAUCGGGAAGAUUAAUUUUUAUCCGCAGUUUAUUUAUUUUAGUUUCCCAUUGUAAAACACAAGAGUUGCAGUUACAAAAGUAGCAUUUUAAAAUGUGUUCCUCUUUGCAGUAGCACAGCUUCCAACAGCUUUGCAACCAUUGGGAUCUAUCUGCAGCCUUUUGCUGAAUGUUUCUGCUUGCUUCUGUAUUCAGCCUGAUAUUUGCUUUCAUUGUGGUCCUCUUGAAAAUUGUAAAUUCUGAUGGUAACCUCUCAGCUUGGUCAAAAUUACUGAUUUUAAAUAAUCAGGAUUUUACUCAAAGGUGUUUCUGUAAAAGAUCUUCAUAUGCACUGUGCUAUUUGGAUGGUUACUGGGCUAAUGGUUCAGAAAAGCAAGGUAGAGUUCCAUAGCUGUGUAACUUUAUUUCUUAAUGACCAAACACGAAUCAAGAAGAAAGUCUCUGCUCAAUUUUACUUAGCACUCUGAGCAGGAUGAUCAGAUCAGGAAGACCCUAAUGUCCAAAGGCCAGCUUCUCCGCAUCUUAAAUAGAGUUCUUGUUGCUCUCAUUAGCAACUUUGGCCAAUUAUUGAUGAUAAUGGCAUCCUGAACUGGCUCAAAAAAAAAAAAAAAAAAAAGAGUGGGGGAGACAUGGUCAGCUCCAAUGCAGUAAGUGAAGCUAUUUCUGAUUUUCAUCUCUGAAGUUCUAAAUUGUAAUCUGCCCUUAAUUAUUCAUGAAAAAUUCUACUGAAAACAAUGAGACUCAGCUGCCUGAUCCUGGUCCUGGUCCAUGCAAAAGAGCAAUAGCAGGUUGAUUAGAAUGGAAAUAUACUCACCCAGUUGAGAACUCUAAAUCAUAUAUUUACAUAGACUCUUAGGUUUCUGUUCAUCUCAUAUGAAAGUUAAACUAAUACACAUUGCUUGUACUUUUAUUUUGAACUGUGAGCUAGUUGAGGAAUAGUUGUUUACAUCUGACUGUUCAUACUUCAGCUGUCACAUGUUGGCAUUUCUAUUGCAGCAACAUCUUCCUAGAGACAUUAAAGCAUAUCUUUUUUUCUUGUCCCA